Molecule: messenger RNA, 306 nt
Organism: Pocillopora meandrina
Lineage: Eukaryota; Metazoa; Cnidaria; Anthozoa; Scleractinia; Pocilloporidae
Source: the annotation of a GenBank genome assembly
AUGGCGCACAAGGCAUGUUGUGUUUCAUUGUUUGAAAUUUUUUCUCCCUUGCCUAUCACACCUGUCUCACCUCACCAUCCGUUUAUUUCUCUGGUAGGGUUGCAAGAAAUGCUUCACUGGUUUACUAAGGAAAAACAUUACUCCAUUGAAGACCUGGUUAAAUCUGCCAUUAAACUGUCUGUUUCUGACGUAUUGGAUACAAACGAGGUAUCUUUGAUACUUGGAGAGGCAGUAGAAGCUAACUUAGUAGAUUUGAAGAGGUUUAUUACAGAUGGUGCCUGGAAAGCAGUUUGCAAAUUAGGUUAG